CACUGCAAUGAUCGAGAACAGAAUAAAGUCUGUGUCUGGCAGACCUACGGAGAACAACAUACUGUCGCCUGACGACAUUCGAGAAAUCGAGUCUCCUAUAUCGGUGCCUAUCCGGGUGCUAGACCACGUUAUCAAUUGUCGUCUGCGAGCGGUUCGUACCUUUCUAGAACCAGGCGUCACUGAAGCGCUGAAGUUUGCAGGUCCAAGCUGGAGCGACUACUGGUACUGCAAUCAAAGGGGCCAACCCUGGGACACGUGCCUUAAUGUGCUGGAGGGCAGUUGUCAACAGGCGCAACACGUGGUUGCCAAGGUUCUGCGCCUCAGCGUCGGCGCAUAUUGGACGCUACUCUUCCGGAACAACAAUCUUAAGGUCGUGCACCUUUUCCGGGACCCGCGUGGCGUCGUAAAUUCCCGGCUGAACACGCGCGGUUAUGCGCUCAAGAAGACCAUAGAAAACGUGAAAACGAACGCUGAAGCGCUCUGUGAUAAAAUGUGGUCCGAUUUGCAAGAAGGGAAACGAUUAAUGGGGAAGUUUCCUGACCGUUUUAAGUUCGUUCACUACGAAAAGUUGGUAUAUUUAGAUAAAGAAGUAAUAGAGCUUCACGAUUUUCUCGGUCUGCGUCUAACGCGCGCGAACCUGGAAACCAUCAGAAGGGACUACACCAAUGUCUUGUGGAAAUGGCGAGAGAAUCGGCAGAACAACGCCUUCUGGUGGAGAACUUCGUUGCCAUGGGAACUCAUCAAGGCUGUGGACAACGCAUGCGGAGACGUGCUCGAGGAAUUGGGAUAUCCGGUUUUUGAAAAUUUCGAGCACAUGCAGAACAUGAACUAUACUGAUAUUCUGUACGGUCUAAAGUACUGAAAAAUUCUCAAACACGACAGUAUAUCGUGUUUCGUUGUGGAAUCUUGUAUGUACAUAUAAUAUAUAAUAUACACACACUUUGACAAAAUAAAUUGUCACAUUAAGGGACAUAAUUGUUCACCCAUUCAGUGUCAGGUAUAUUCCGCAGUAGAUGCCCCUUAACUGUUGCUUUAAGUUCAUUUACAGAUUCAAAAAGGCAAAGACGAUUUCCAUUCUGCAUGUGGGUGUAAAUACACUGUCUUCUCGAAAGUGCAGUCAAAUUAGCCAAAUCCCUUUUAAUAUCAUGUUUUAAUACCUCGGCAACUAGAAUUUUGUCUCAAAACUGACAUACCACGCCGCAUAAUCAUUGUUUUUAUCAUAUGAGCCUCGAUCUGGGAAAAAGUGGUUUAAUGCAUAUGCGUAAAUUGUCGCCUCAGAUAAGCCUCUGUACUUUCCGCCUUUAUGUUUUUUUUUGUUAAAAGAACGUUUCUUGUUAGCAAAAAUCAAGUAAAUGCGAAACGUGUCGUCCCAGAUUUGCCUGUGCGGACUACACAAUCUUAUCUUGGACGACACUUAACGCAUAUGCCUUAAGCCCAGUUUUCCCAGAACGAUCCUCAUUUAAACAACAUUGCAUGAUAUGUCAUAUGCAGGAAUUCAGCUGGGUACUUUGAGUGAGAACUGUAAUCUUGCUUGAACCACUCUAUAUUAUAAGCACACAUGUCGUUGCUUUUAUAGCCGGGCGAUCUGACCGCUCAUAUUUCUUUAAAUGUUAU
Molecule: messenger RNA, 1614 nt
Organism: Dreissena polymorpha
Lineage: Eukaryota; Metazoa; Mollusca; Bivalvia; Myida; Dreissenidae
Product: carbohydrate sulfotransferase 1-like
Exons: 3
Coding region: 8-862 (284 amino acids)
Biological process (GO): sulfur compound metabolic process; N-acetylglucosamine metabolic process
Molecular function (GO): N-acetylglucosamine 6-O-sulfotransferase activity
Source: RefSeq, a predicted model, not a curated record